CGCCAACGGCGGGAAGCUCGAGCUCCGGUAGCGCCGGUGCCGCCUGAGGGGUGGCGGUGGGAGCGAGGUGGCCUGCGAGAGGACAGUUUUCUUCUUCGGCUGUAACCCGUAAAGGCAAAGGAUUUGUUACCAUGGUUUCAAAAAGGAAGUUGUCUAAAAUUGAUGUUUCUGAAGAGAGCUCCAAGACAAACCUGCAGGAAGCAAAGAAGUUACGGGUUUCUGAUAAGAGGACCCAAGGUGGAUCGGAGAAUGAGGGAGUAUUUGAAGAGCUCCUGAGAACAUCAGGAAUCAUACUGAAAGCUGGGGAAGGACAGAAUGAAAUAGCUGUGGAUCAAACGGCUUUCCAGAAGAAGCUCCGGGUGGCACUGGAGAAGCACCCAUCGUACCCAAGUGUUGUGAAGCAGUUUAUCAGUGGAUUGGAAUCACACAUUAAGGACAGAAGUCAGUUCAAGAACUGCCUCUUGCCAUGCACUCCUGCACGGACUGAGGGGUCAAGGACUCUGGUGCACUCAUACUGUGAAAGCCUCAUUAAGCUGCUGCUUGGAAUUAAGAUCUUACAGCCUGCUGUCGUAACGCUGCUGUUGGAAAAGAUCCCCGAAUUCUUUUUUGAUGUUGUGGGUACCUUUGGAACAAACUUCCCUCGGCUCAUUGUCAAUCAGUUCAAAUGGCUCGACAGUCUUGACAGCCAGGAUCUUGUCAAGAAGUUAAUGCAGAUGCUUAGUGUGUCUCCUGUACCAAUCCAGCAUGAUAUUAUCACCAGUUUACCUGAGAUCCUGGAGGAUUCCCAGCAAAAUGAGGUUGCCAGAGAGUUGAGCUGCUUACUAAAACAAGGCAGACGACUCACAGUUCCAAUACUGGAUGCUCUUUCUCGUUUGGAUCUUGAUGCGGAACUUCUGGCUGAGGUGCGGCAGUGUGCCAUGACCAUUGUGCCUUCUGUAAAACUGGAGGAUUUGCCUGUGGUCGUAAAAUUCAUCCUCCAUAAUGUCAAGGCUGCAGAUGCUGUAGAGGUGAUUUCUGAUCUUCGUAAGAGCUUGGAUCUGUCAUCGUGCGUUCUGCCACUGCAGAUGCUAGGCUCCCAGAGAAAGCUUAAAAGCCAGGCUCAGGCCAGCAGUUCUUCCAUGAGCCAAAUAACCACCAGCCAGAACUGUGUGAAGGUGCUUUUUGAUGUGAUCAAGCUAGCUGUAAGAUUCCAGAAAGAUGUCUCUGAAGCUUGGAUUAAGGCUAUUGAGAACAGCACAUCUGUAUCUGACCACAAGGUUCUGGAUCUGAUCGUUUUGCUGCUGAUCCAUUCUACCAACAGCAAGAACAGGAAGCAAACUGAGAAGGUAUUGAGGAGCAAGAUUCGCCUGGGCUGCAUGCCAGAGCAGCUGGUGCAGAAUGCUUUCCAAAAUCAUUCCAUGGUCAUCAAGGAUUUCUUCCCUUCAAUUCUAUCGCUUGCCCAGACGUUUCUGCACUCUGCACACCCAGCUGUGGUCUCCUUUGGCAGCUGCAUGUACAAACAAGCUUUUGCAGCCUUUGACUCUUACUGCCAGCAGGAGGUUGUAUGUGCUUUGGUCACUCACAUAUGCAGUGGAAAUGAAACAGAGUUGGAUAUUUCUCUGGACGUGCUCACUGAUUUGGUGAUCCUACACACAUCCCUGCUGAUGCGCUACGCCACCUUCGUGAAGACCAUUUUAGACUCUAUGCAGAAACUGAAUCCUUGCCAGAUCCGGAAGCUCUUCUACAUUCUCAGCACACUAGCAUUCAGCCAGAGACAAGAAGGAAGUUAUAUUCAGGAUGAUAUGCACAUGGUGAUCAGGAAGUGGCUCUCCAGCUCUGUUCCCAACCACAAACAGAUGGGGAUUAUUGGUUCUGUUACCAUGAUGGGCAGCGUGGCAUUAAAAAGAAAUGAAGCAGAUGGUGAUUCGCUGGAGAGACCUGAGCUGAGCAUCGAAUGUGAUGGGCAGCUUUCUACACUGCUGGACCUUGUUGGCUUCUGCUGUGAGCAAACACCAGAGAUCUUGGCUCUCUACUAUGAUGAACUUGCCAAUUUGAUUGAGAAGCAGAAGGGAAAUUUGGACCUGCAGCUACUGGAUAAGUUUGGGAAGAGUUUGGUGGAGGACUUUCCCAAUGACUUUGUGGUGGAUCUCAGCCCUACAGUGGACGGUUCCUUUUUGUUCCCAGUGAAGUCCUUGUAUAAUCUGGAUGAAGAUGAAACUCAAGGAGCAAUUGCCAUUAACCUCCUACCACUGGUGUCACAGAGUGAGCCUGGCAGGGUCACUGACGAAAUGAGUAAUCCAAGGAAAAGGGUAGUAUCACCAAUAUGCCUAUCACCCUGUUUCCGAUUGCUCAGACUCUACACUGGAGAACAAAACAAUGGGAACCUGGAGGAGAUUGAUGCCUUACUAGGUUGCCCUCUGUACCUGACUGACCUGGAGGUGGAAGGGAAGCUGGACUCUCUCUCCAAGCAGGAAAGGGAAUUUCUGUGCUCGCUCCUGUUCUAUGCACUCAACUGGUUUCGUGAGGUUGUAAAUGCCUUCUGCCAGCAACAAGAUGCUGAGAUGAAGGGGAAAGUUCUGACUCGACUACAGAACAUCACAGAGCUGCAGAAUGUGCUAGGAAAAUGUUUGGCAGCAACCCCUGGCUAUGUCCCACCACCUGCUACUUUUGAUUCUGAAGCCCCAGAAGGAGUACCAUCUAUUAAUGCUGGUGGUCCAGUGAGAAAAAAAUAUGGAAAGAAAAAGAAGUCUGACAGCAGCAAAGCCUGCAGUGCAGAGCAUACUCAGGCAGAUGAAAGUUCUGAUGGAAACCAGCCUGAUACUGAGCUCUCCGAGCUGGAGAAGAGUGCUGCUGAGAGAGAGACAGGAAACCCUCUGGCACAGCUGCAGAGUUAUCGCCCCUACUUCCGAGAGCUGGACCUGGAAGUGUUCUCUGUACUCCACUGUGGGCUGCUGACAAGGUCUGUCCUGGACACAGAGAUGCACACCGAGGCUAGUGAAGUUGUGCAGCUGGGGCCUGCUGAGCUCUGCUUCCUUCUGGAUGACAUGUGCUGGAAGCUAGAACAUGUGCUGACCCCAGGCUCCACUAGGAGAGUGCCCUUCUUAAAGGAAAAAGGCAACAAGGAUAUUGGUUUUUCCCACCUUUGUCAGAGAUCCCCGAAGGAAGUUGCUGUGUGUGUGGUCAAGUUACUCAAGCCACUGUGCAAUCACAUGGAGAACAUGCACAACUACUUCCAGACAGUUAUACCAAACCAAGGUGUGGUAGAUGAAUCAAGACUGGACAUCCAGGAGUACCAGCUGAUGUCCUCUUGUUACCGCCAGCUGCUGCAAACUUUUUGCUUGCUGUUUGCAUGGAAUGGUUUUUCUCAGCAUGAGAAUUCCAACUUGCUGAGGUCAGCUCUCCAGGUACUUGCAGACAGGCUGAAGCCAGGAGAGACGGAGUUUCUUCCUCUUGAAGAGCUGAUAAGUGAGAGUUUCCAAUACCUACUGAAUUUCCAGCAGAGCAUUCCCAGCUUCCAGUGUGCCUUCAUCCUCACUCAGCUCCUGAUGGCCAUCUCUGAAAAACCAGUGACUGGCUGGAAGAGGGAGAAAAUGGCUUCACUAGCAAAGCAGUUCCUCUGCCAGUCAUGGAUGAAGCCUGGUGGGGACCGCGAGAAGGGCAGCCACUUCAACAGUGCACUGCAUACUUUGCUCUGUGUCUACCUGGAGCACACAGAUAACAUCUUGAAAGCUAUUGAAGAAAUCUCCAGUGUUGGUAUUCCUGAAUUGAUCAACUGUGCCAAAGAUGGAUGUUCUUCUACAUAUCCCACACUGAGCAGACAGACAUUCCCAGUUUUCUUCAGAGUAAUGAUGGCUCAGCUAGAGAGUUCCGUGAAAAGCAUCCCAGCUGGGAAACCAUCAGACUCAAGUGAGGUACAACUGGAGAAGCUGCUGAAGUGGAACAUUGCUGUGCGGAAUUUCCAUAUCCUCAUUAACUUGGUCAAGGUGUUUGACAGCAGGCCUGUACUCAGCAUCUGCCUGAAGUAUGGCCGUCUCUUUGUAGAAGCAUUUCUGAAGCAUGCCAUGCCUCUCCUGGACCACAGCUUUAAAAAACAUCGGGACGAUGUGCAGAGUUUGCUGAAAACAUUGCAGCUGAGUACCAGACAGCUCCAUCACAUGUGUGGCCAUUCCAAGAUUCACCAGGAUCUCGGCCUGACCAACCACGUGCCUUUGCUGAAGAAGUCCCUGGAACAAUUUGUAUAUCGUGUGAAGGCAAUGCUGGCCUUCAACCACUGCCAGGAGGCCUUCUGGGUGGGCAUCCUGAAGAACCGAGACCUGCAGGGAGAAGAAAUCCUGUCCCAGGCUACCGCAGCUCCGGAG
Meleagris gallopavo (turkey) is the source of this 4337-nucleotide messenger RNA. The record is from RefSeq and is a predicted model, not a curated record. NCBI's taxonomy places the organism in Eukaryota, Metazoa, Chordata, Aves, Galliformes, Phasianidae.